This is a messenger RNA of Symbiodinium sp. CCMP2456, 1299 nucleotides long. Lineage: Eukaryota; Dinophyceae; Suessiales; Symbiodiniaceae. The record is from the annotation of a GenBank genome assembly.
AUGAAAUCUGCAGCUGUGAUAGCAGUUCUGAUUGCCUCCUUGAUACUAGGAACAGGCACUGGCUUUAUGGCAAGCAGUUACAAAAAGGUCAACUGGAUUGUUCGGCCAGCGGACGCCAGCGACAAAGAAGCCGUGGACAAUCUUCUGCAUUUGUCGUACUCAAAUCUCCUGGCUGGUGACUAUGCGCCGGAGAUGCUGGAGACUGCCCUGCCUCUAAUAUGCCAAACACGACCAGAGUUGUUGACUUCCUCGACAUGGUACGUCGUGGAGGAUCCCGACACCGGCGCCAUCGUCGGUUGUGGAGGUUGGACGCCGAAGUCGCCCUUUGGCGAAGAUAUCCCCCACUUGCGCCAUUUCGCAACGGAUCCAAGACAACUCAGGAAGGGUGUCGGGAAGGCAAUUUGGGAUCGGACUUGGGAGGAUUGGUGCAAGUAUGCGGCGAGUCUUGACGAUCGACCCAGCAUGGAAGUGUUAAGCACACUCACUGCUCAGUCGUUCUACGCAUCUUUGGGAUUCGAGAAAGUCAAGGACAUCACCAUCCCGCUUAGGGAAGAUUGUCCCAUCAAGGGCUACUCUCCCGAGCUGAUGGUCAGCGAAGUUUACAGCUGGAGUCGCAUGUCCUCAGCUGAUCCAGGUGUCGUAAGUGCAGAAAAAGAUCGGAUGGUCGCCAAGAUGGAGGCCCUCCUUCCCCGCUUUCACGCUCUGUGUAUUGGCCCGGGUCUUGGUCGAGACGACCGUGUAUUGGAUGCGGUGGCGCGAGUGAUCACGGCUGCUAAGGCCCGCGCUGUGCCCCUGGUCAUCGAUGCAGAUGGGCUGUGGCUCAUUGAGCGUCGCCCCGAGUUAGUGCAAGGCUAUGCCAACGCCGUGCUGACGCCGAAUGCCGCAGAGUUCAGGCGCCUGGCCAAAGCGGUCCUCGGCCGAGAGGACGUCAAUGUCCUCGAACUCUGUACGAAGAUGGAUGGACCCAUCAUCGUCCAGAAGGGUGCUGUAGACCGCAUCGGGCGACCCAAGCUGGAGAAGGCCCUGGAAUGUGCAGAGGAGGGUGCUCCACGUCGGCCAGGCGGUCUUGGGGACUUCCUCUCAGGAAGCCUGGCAGUGUUGGUCGGUUGGGCGGCUCUCCGACGCCGUGAUUUGCUGAGAGCCUGCGAGGCAGCCUGUGUCCUCGUGCGCCGAGCUUGCAAGGAGGCAUUCCGAAAGCAAAAGCGAGCCAUGGUGGCGCCGGAUGUACUCGACGAGGUAGGCGCAGCCUUUGAGGCACUUUGUCCAUCUUGCCCGGUGCCGAUUCCAAGGCAUGCCUGA